Messenger RNA from Trichoderma virens Gv29-8, 2769 nucleotides. RefSeq lists its product as uncharacterized. The coding region runs from base 1 to 2769 and encodes 922 amino acids. The record is from RefSeq and is a predicted model, not a curated record. Gene Ontology annotation, molecular function: 1-phosphatidylinositol-3-kinase activity. NCBI's taxonomy places the organism in Eukaryota, Fungi, Ascomycota, Sordariomycetes, Hypocreales, Hypocreaceae. Gene Ontology annotation, biological process: autophagy of peroxisome; phosphatidylinositol-mediated signaling; autophagosome assembly. Gene Ontology annotation, cellular component: cytoplasm; phosphatidylinositol 3-kinase complex, class III, type II; endosome. The transcript has 5 exons.
AUGGCCGAAUAUGGUCGCAUAGAUCCAUUUUCCUUCGCAGCAUCUCGAGAUAUUGAAAGCCCAGUUAGCAUUCGAAUAAUUGGCAUAGAUGGAGACGAGCGUCCCACGAAGUAUUCGACACUCCUCGAGAGACCUCAGGUCCGCCAUAUUGGCUCAAAUACGAGGUACAACGGUAGGGAAUAUAGCAUAAACAGUUCUUCCUCCGAGCUGUAUGUUACAGUUCAAGUCUGGGCCGGUUCCAAGGCUUUGACUGUACCUAUCCAGACAUCAUAUAAACCACCUCGUCUAGAAAGAAGAUGGAAUGAAUGGCUGCGGUUACCUAUUUCAUACAAGUCGAUUCCCGCCAACUCCCGUUUGGCCAUCACGAUAUGGGAUCUUUCACCGGACCCGAGCAAAGCCGAUCUUUGCCAUGCGACUCCAUUUGGAGGGACCACUCUUGCUUUGUUUGGCGACGACAACCAGGUUGUCAGAGGCCGGCAAAAGUGCUACAUCCAUAAAUACAAGUACGCUGAUGGAACUGACGACACGACAACACCUGCGGUUGUUGGAGGCAACGGAAAGGGAGCACCACAAUUGGCCAACUACACAGAAGAGCUAGAGAGAAUGGAGAGCUUAUUCAAGAAGCACGAGAUGGGCGAGAUACCCCGAGUAGAUUGGCUUGACCAGAUGGUAUUCAGGGGGUUUGAAAAGAAGGGGUUACAUGCCGCCAAGCUAUCAACAAAAUUGCGCCAGCAAGAUCACAAUGCGAAUGGCAGUGACGACAAAGAGGCGAAUGAUAUUCUAAACCACUCUCGUGGAGACACGCCGGACCCUUAUGUAUGCGUGCUCAAUGUUGAAUUGCCACGAUUCGACUUUCCUGUUGUCUUUGCAGAUCACGAAUACGAGCCUCCCCCAAUCUCAGCUCUACAGCCACUGUCUGCCUCGCAAAUUGUAGCGCAGAGACAACCUGAGGUCCAUUUUGGUCCUGGAAUCAAGGCCAUUGGCGAGAGCUCAGCGGACUUUGGCUCUCGUCUUGUGAUGACAUAUGAUCCUGAAGUAGGGCAGAGGGACAACCCGGCGGAAGCGAAACACAGACGCCUUUUCCGAAGUUCUCAUCGGCAUGGCAUACUCGACCGAGAUUUAAAGCCCAACGCAAAAGUUCGUGAUGAGCUAAAUGUUAUCAUGUCAUAUCCGCCAACACAUAUUCUAUCUCCGGAAGAGGCAGAUCUUGUUUGGAAGUUUAGAUACCACCUAACCAAAGACAAGCGAGGAUUGGCCAAGUUUGUCAAGUCUGUCAACUGGAACGAUCAAAGCGAACUGAAACAAGCCGUUCAAGUUCUUAGUCGCUGGACCGAGAUUGACGUAGACGACGCACUUGGGAUGCUAGGGCCGUCGUUUGAUAAUCCUACUGUUCGGUCGUAUGCUGUCAAUCGGUUACGAAAAGCUGACGACAAUGAGCUGCUCCUUUACCUACUUCAGCUCGUACAAGCUCUUAAAUAUGAGUACAUGUCAGUUGACUCAGAUGUGGAAAACAUUCAAGAUUCGCCGCUGGCACAAUUCUUAAUUCAACGCGCUGCGGCAAAUUUCAUGUUGGGCAACUAUUUCCACUGGUAUCUCAUGGUUGAAUGCGACGACUAUAGCCCAGAGCAGGACGUCCGCAAUCGAGAAAUAUAUCGCAAAGUUGCGUACGAGUUUAUGACGGAGCUCGUCAAGCAGCCAGAUGGUAACGAAUCUCGGAAGACGCUCCUUAGGCAGGCCGAACUCCUUGCUAUAUUGUCAAGGAUUGCAAACGACAUCAAGUUGUCAAGCGAUUCAAUUGCCAAAAAGACAGAACGAGUAAAGGCCUUUCUCGGAGAUCCAAAGAAUGAACUUAUGAGCAUUGACCCACCCCUGGCAAUGCCCCUUGACCCGUCUAUCAAGAUCAUCAGCGUCAUACCGGAUCAAGUCACGGUAUUCAAGUCAUCACUGAAUCCAAUCAAGUGUACCUUCAAAACCACGACGGGAAGCCAGUAUCCUAUCAUAUUCAAGCUCGGCGACGACCUAAGACAAGACCAACUGGUCAUUCAGAUUAUUACCUUGAUGGAUGAAUUACUCCAGAAGGAAAACCUUGAUCUGAAAUUGUCCCCUUAUAAAAUCUUAGCGACGAGCACGACGGCUGGUGCCUCUCAAUUUGUGCAAUCACAAAGUUUAUCAAGCAUUGUCAACAAAUUCAAGAACAACCCGGCCUUGGCCUACCUGAAGCACCAUAACCCGGACGAUAGACAGCCGCUCGGCGUUCGACAAGAUACCCUGGACACAUACGUCAAAUCAUGUGCGGGAUAUUGUGUUAUUACUUAUAUUCUUGGAGUUGGCGACAGGCAUCUUGACAACCUUUUGCUGGCCCCGGAUGGGCAUUUUUUCCAUGCUGACUUCGGAUACAUCCUUGGCCGCGACCCUAAGCCAUUUGCUCCUGUAAUGAAGCUCUCCAAAGAGAUGGUUGAUUGCAUGGGUGGAGUGCAGUCAGAACAUUAUAGACAGUUCAAGCAGUACUGCUUCUUAGCUUACACUGCACUGCGGAAAUCGUCGAAUCUAAUUCUCAAUCUGUUCAGCCUUAUGGUCCAUGCCAAUAUACCAGAUAUUCGACUUGAGCCGGACAAGGCCGUAUCAAAAGUGAGAGAGAGAUUUCAUCUUGAGAUGGGUGAAGAAGAAGCAAUUCGUUACUUUGAGAGGAUUAUUGAGGAUACUCUAACGGCGUUUGCACCUGUUGUUAUUGAUAAACUACACGAGUGGGCACAAGCUCUUAGAGCGUAG